Spinacia oleracea (spinach) is the source of this 3247-nucleotide messenger RNA. RefSeq names its product scarecrow-like protein 33. The transcript has 3 exons. Lineage: Eukaryota; Viridiplantae; Streptophyta; Magnoliopsida; Caryophyllales; Amaranthaceae. The coding region runs from base 190 to 2559 and encodes 789 amino acids. The record is from RefSeq and is a predicted model, not a curated record.
UCACUGAGCUUCAUAUUCCGAAUCUCUGCAAAAUAAAAACUGUUGUUUAUCUCUGCAAUACAAUACCACUUUUCUCUUUCUAGAUCCUUCUCUUUCUCUCUCUCUCUCGCUCAAGGGUUUUAGCUCAGAAAGUUGACUCUUUUGAACUUCUUUCUCCCUCCUUUGAAGUAUUUAUGCUCAGUUGUGCAAAUGGAUCCACAAUUAGAGGAAUUAUAUGGGACUUUGCAUCGAAUCAAGUUCAGUGACCAAAAGGUUCCGAUUUUGGCAAGUAACAAUCUUGUUAAUACAUCGAAAUUACACAAUUCCAAUUUGAAUUUGAGUUUUGAAAAUCCUUCAUUGAUCCCCCCAAACCCAAAUUUGAAUGUGGUUUUGCCGUCGGUAGGUCAGGGUCAGGAUACUGAGUCAUCCCUUCAUGAAGAUUAUGAUUUUAGUGAUGCUGUACUUAAGUACAUCACCCAAGUUCUGAUGGAAGAGGACGAGGAAGAGAAAACCCGUCUAUAUCAUGAGCCUUCAGCUCUUGAAGCAACGGAGAAAACAUUGUAUGAUGUGUUAGGGGAGCAGUAUCCUUCUCCACAAAACCAAUAUAAUUUGCCUCAUAUUAAGCAUGAUAACUGGAAAGUCAAUGGUGUUAGUAGUUUUGUCACUGAUGCUUACAGUGGAGCGAGUAGUAGUAGCAGCUUCAUAGACCCUAAUUGGUCUGUUUACCCUUAUGGAUAUAACCCUUUACCCAUAGUUGAUUUUUCCGUGCCUUCCCCGAACUUGUCAUUGCAAACAUCUUUCAGUUCCUCGAAUAGACCUUCCUCGAACUUGUCAUUGCAAACAUCAUACAGUUCAUCGAAUUAUUCAGGGGGGCAAUAUGAUGUUAUGCAAUUGAACCACUAUGAGUCACCAUUUAACUUAGCAAGUAAUGCUAUUGGUUUGGUGGAUGCAACAGCAGAAUCUCCUGUGAGUGCCCUUAGUGUGUCCGAGAUAUUCAAUGAUAGUCAGUCGAUGUUGCAGUUUCACAAAGGGAUUGAGGAAGCAAAUAAGUUUCUACCAAAGUUUAUUUUGUCCAAAGAUUUGAUGAAUAGAAGCUCCUCUUCCCGUGAUUCAGUAGUUAAGCUGGAAAAUGUACAUAAAAAUGAGAUUCCAGCAGAGGUUUUGGGUGGAACAAAGCAUCGCAAUCGAGAUGAAUUGCAGUCAGAGGAAAGAAGGGGGAAUAAGCAGUCAGCUGUUUCUCAUGUUUCUGAUGAGGCAGUUAUGAGAUCAGAAAUGUUUGAUAAGGUGUUAUUGUGUAGUGGAGGUAAAAAUGAUGCUGACCUUCGGGAAGUUUUACAGAGUGGACUAAACAAAAACGCACAAAAUGGUCAGCCAAAGGGGUCUGGUAGUGGCGGCAGAGGACGUGGUAGGAGACAAGGGAGUAGGAGAGAAGUAAUAGAUUUAAGAUCCCUGUUAAGCCUGUGUGCGCAAGCUGUUGGAUCAAAUGAUCAAAGGAAUGCAAAUGACUUGCUUAGGCAAAUUAGGCAAUAUUCUUCUCCAACUGGAGAUGGAAAUCAAAGACUGGCACACUAUUUUGCAGAUGGAUUAGAGGCACGCCUUGCUGGUGUUGGAACUCCUAUAUAUAGCUGUCUUCUCACUGGCCCUGCAUCUGCUAUUGAUAUCUUGAGAGCUUACCAUAUGUUUUUAGCCGUAUGUCCUUUUAAGAAAAUGGGAAAUUUCUUCUGUAAUAGAGCGAUUACAGAGGUGGCGGAGAAAGCAACACAACUUCAUAUUAUUGACAUUGGUAUAGUCUAUGGUUUCCAAUGGCCUUGUCUAUUUCAGCGCCUUUCAUCAAGACCUGGUGGGCCCCCCAAAAUUCGUAUUACUGGAGUUGAUAAUCCACAACCGGGGUUUCGGCCUGCCAAAAGGGUAGAGGAGACAGGGCGUCGCUUGAAGAACUAUGCUGAGUCUUUUGGCAUAACAUUCGAGUUCAAUGCUAUUGCAAAGAAGUGGGAAACACUUACGGUUGAAGAUCUCAAGAUUGAUAGUGAUGAGGUACUUGUUGUGAAUUCCAUGUUCAGAUUUAAAUAUGUACCCGAGGAAACAGCAAUGGUUGAAUGUCCGAGAGAUAUGGUUCUCAAUCUCAUAAAGCAGAUAAAACCAGAAAUUUUCAUACAAGGUGUUGUUAACGGGGCUUUCAAUUCCCCCUUUUUCAUUACUCGAUUCCGCGAGGCUCUCUUUCAUUUCUCAACUCUGUUUGAUUUGCUUGAGACUAAUCUUCCACGGGAUAUCGAAGAAAGGGUAUUGAUUGAGAGAGAGAUAUUUGGGAGACAAGCGAUGAAUGUGAUUGCUUGUGAGGGUUUAGAAAGGAUAGAAAGGCCAGAGACAUACAAGCAGUGGCAAGUCCGAAAUGAAAGGGCUGGAUUCAGACAGCUACCUUUAAACCCCGAGACAUUGAAUAUGGCGAAAAAGAGGGUGAAAUCUGUGUAUCACAAAGAUUACUCCAUUGAUGAAGACGGGCAUUGGUUGUUGCAGGGAUGGAAGGGUAGAAUUGUCUAUGCACUCACAACUUGGAAGCCUGUCUAUGAAGAGCCCUCCUAAUGACGGGUGAUCAAGAAUUUCAUGUUGAAGUCAGACUCCUACUGAAAUGUGUCAAAUGCUUCUCAUUUCAAAUGACUUGGUAAAAGGUUAGGGAGAAAUGGAACUACUGCCUACCAGAAUACCAGCUACCACAUAUAAAGCAGUUCAUCUUCCUGGGAGAUUUCUCUUAAAAUGUAUCUUUGCAUUUUUGGGGUAUGUCCAUUAAGGCAUAAGUUAUGCCAGUCGGCAUCCUUUAAGAAUUUGUGAAGAUGUCGGAUCCCUGAAACCAGCAAGAGGGUUUGGUAGAUCAUAGAUUGCAGAAUCAGAAAAGAAGCUUCUAAGUUGGAUGAUUAUGGCUGGUAAAUUUGACCAUUUACGAGCUAAAACACUUGAGCUGAAGGAUUCUUAAGAAACUGUGGGACAAAAACAUCGUAACCUUACGAAAGCCACUGCUAGUUGUGGAGGUUUAUCUGGGUAGCUUCUGCUUUUGUUUUGUUUUAUAGGAGAAAGCCUUAAUGGAAGGCAUGUGUAUCUUUGCAUUGCAUAAGUGUCGAUGCAACGUAACCUAGGUAGUGCAACUGCUGGAAACCCCUGUAUGUUUCCCAUGUAAGUUCAAGUUUUUGGUUGGUUAAAUCUCAUUAGCCAACAUUUCCAUCUGUAUCAUCUGACUUUAUGUGCUUCUAAAAAGUUUCACUAAGGGUGCGUUCAA